Messenger RNA from Botrytis sinoallii, 2154 nucleotides. RefSeq lists its product as uncharacterized. The transcript has 10 exons. NCBI's taxonomy places the organism in Eukaryota, Fungi, Ascomycota, Leotiomycetes, Helotiales, Sclerotiniaceae. Gene Ontology annotation, biological process: isoprenoid biosynthetic process. Gene Ontology annotation, molecular function: prenyltransferase activity. The record is from RefSeq and is a predicted model, not a curated record. The coding region runs from base 1 to 2154 and encodes 717 amino acids.
AUGGCUACUGCACGACAAUACCGUAACUUACCGAUUGAGUUCAAACGCUCAAUUCCCCAUCCUGUUGAAGCUUUCGAGAUUGACCCUGAUUUCCCAAACACCUUUCACCCAAGACUUCACGAGGCGAAUCAAGAAAUCGAAAAUACGAGCUGGGAGUGCCGUGAGGAUCUCAAGAAAGCUGACUGGAAAGGAUCGCUUGCCGUCGGCUGCGUCAAUGAGAUAAGCGGAAGCUUUUUAGCGACGGUGUUCCCCGAAGGAAAGCUAGAUCGAGUUAUUCCCAUGACUUAUCUAUGUGAAUAUGGUUUCAUUCAUGAUGAUAUGGUGGAUGAGAAGGAGACCCCUGAGGAGUUCGAAAAAGCUCAUCAAACGAUGCAUUCAUUUAUCGGCAAAGAUCACCACGACAAAAGUAAUAGUAUGAUAAAAAACAUACAAGCCCGAAUGGCGCUCCAGAUUUACCGAGCGGAUCAUGAUGGAGCAUCCCGAUUCCUUGAAGUUUAUCGGCCAUUUCUAGAAAUCAAGUCUCCACAAAGAGAUUUGAAAUCCUAUAAAACACUCGAUGAAUAUUUAGUAUGGCGAUUUUUCGAUGUUGGGGGGUGGGUCUUGAGGGAGAUGCUUAUAUACACUGCGGACGUGAAUUUGAACGAUAAUGAAAGGUCAUCUUUGAAUCCCGUGAUUCUCCCUCUAUUGAAAGCCAUGGUACUGACAAAUGAUUAUUACUCAUGGGAAAAGGAAUAUGACCUAUAUAAUCGUACAAAUGGUAGUGUGCCAAUGGUUAAUGCCGUAUGGCUGUUGAAACAUCUUCGUGAUGUGGAAGAUUCCAAAGCACGGGAACUUUUGAGGGACAGAAUACUGGAAGAUGAAAUGCAAUAUUGCAGGCUUAGGGACGAGUAUCUUCGAACGAAGAGUCCUAGCUCAGAUACAAAACGAUUUCUGGGCCUCAUCGAGCUCGCGGCGGCGGGCAAUCGAUUUUGGCAUGCUACUUCUAAACGAUAUAACGCAUGGGCGCCGACCCCAACCCCAGCGCCAAUCCCAACUUCAAAGAUAAAGGCAAAGCGCCCCGCAUCUCAAAUCGAAGAUAUCAAAUCUGAUGGACAGCGUGAUAGUAAAAGGUCUAAGAUUGAAUUAGACCAGCACCCAAGCGAGAAUGAUAUAUCGUUUGCUAAAACGCCUGAAAGCUUGGAGUUCAAAACUCCGAACACAAACGGAAACUUUGAUUCCUCUAGUUUCAGUCAAAAUGGUGAGGAUAAGAUUGUUCUGGAACCUUACAAAUAUAUCUCAUCUUUACCAGCAUCAAACUCAAGAAAUGCAUUGCUUGACGCGCUCAACUGUUGGUAUUUUGUUCCACGCGAGUCCUUAGAGAUCAUUCGGCAUGUCAUUGGUACCAUUCAUAACACAUCACUAAUAUUAGAUGAUAUUGAAGACAACUCUCCCACACGACGCGGAUCUCCCUCAGCACAUGAGGUGUUUGGGAUCAGCCAAGCAAUCAAUUCGGCAACAUAUCAACAUGUGAAAUGUUUCGAGUUUGCCAUGGCUUUGAGCAAGGAAUCUAUCAAUUGCUUUACGCAUACUUUGUCGCAAUUACAUAUUGGCCAAAGUCAAGACUUACAUUGGACAUUUCAUUGCAGAUGUCCCAGUCUGGAGGAAUAUUUUAAACAGACCGAAGACAAAACUGGAGGGCUUUUUCGCAUGGCGGCAGGUAUGAUGCGUGCAGAAGCGACCAAAAAUCGUGAUGUAGACGCGGAUAUAUUGAUGAGAAAGCUGGGAAAGUACUACCAGCUUCGAGACGAUUAUAAUGAUCUUAUUCCCAGUACAAAGGGAGAUAAUCAGAAUCUGGAUACCGUCUACAAUGAUCUUGAUCAAGGAUCUUUCACCCUUCCAAUCAUUCAUGCUCUUGGGAAAGAAGCUGAGAACGGCGAUGCGAAACUUCUCAACAUCCUAAGAUCGCGAAAAUGGAACGAGAGGAAAAUGUCUUCAGGAAUGAAGAAAUUGGCAAUCACAGAGAUGGAAAACAUGGGAAGCUUUACUUACGCAAAAGCAUUACUGAAUGACUUGCAUGCGGAGAUUGAGCAUGAGCUCGGAAUACUUGAGACAAAGACUGGGUCAGGGGAGAACCGGAUUCUAAGGCUGAUGUUGUAUCGUCUGAAAGUCACAUAA